Molecule: messenger RNA, 1668 nt
Organism: Harpia harpyja (harpy eagle)
Lineage: Eukaryota; Metazoa; Chordata; Aves; Accipitriformes; Accipitridae
Gene: PLEKHF1
Product: pleckstrin homology and FYVE domain containing 1
Exons: 3
Coding region: 109-990 (293 amino acids)
Molecular function (GO): metal ion binding; phosphatidylinositol binding
Source: RefSeq, a predicted model, not a curated record
GGGCGGGCGGCGGAGCGGAGCCGCCUGGCGCGGGGCGGCCGGGGAGCGCUCGCCGGAGGCGGCCGAGGCCCUUCGGCGGAGCGAGGACCAGCGGGAACAAGUGAUACCAUGCUAUUUUGUUCCUGCCUGAGCUGUAGCCCAAAAUGGCAUUGUGAGAGCGAGCUGGAGAUGGUGGACCACCUUGCAAACACUGAGAUCAACAGUCAGCGCAUUGCUGCUGUGGAAAACUGCUUUGGGGCUUCCGGACAGCCCUUAGCCGUGCCGGGAAGGGUCCUUCUAGGAGAAGGGAUUUUAACCAAAGAAUGCCGCAAGAAACCGAAGCCUCGCAUAUUCUUCCUUUUCAACGACAUCCUUGUCUACGGCAGCAUAGUCAUCAACAAAAGGAAGUACAAUUCCCAGCACAUCAUUCCCCUUGAAGAUGUCACUUUGGAGACGCUGCCAGACACCUUGCAGAUGAAGAACCGCUGGAUGAUUAAAACCUCCAAGAAGUCCUUUGUGGUUUCCGCGGCCUCCCUCACAGAAAGGAAGGAGUGGAUCAGCCAUCUGGAAGAGUGCAUCAGGCACCUGCUGACGAAGACAGGCCGGCAGCCCUCCACGGAGCAUGCAGCCCCCUGGAUCCCCGACAAGGCGACGGACAUCUGCAUGCGUUGCACACAGACCAAGUUCUCCACGCUCACCCGAAGGCACCACUGCCGCAAGUGCGGCUUUGUCGUCUGUGCAGACUGCUCCAGGCAGAGGUUCCUGAUGCCCCGACUGUCCCCCAAGCCCCUGAGGGUGUGCAACCUGUGCUACAGGCAGCUGCUGGCAGAAAAGAAGAAGGAAGUGGAGGCAGAUCGCAGGCAGCUGGAGCCGAUCUGCUCUGCCAUCCCGGGCUACGAACCCUCCAGUGGUGAUGACAGCGACAAGUCUGACGACGACAAAGCUGACCAGUGGCCAGCAGACACAGCGUUUUAUACGUCAGAAGUAUCUUGGUCAUCUUUCCAUAGCUGACCUCCUUGGGAGUCAGUGGCAUUUAGACAUUAGGAAGCCAACUUCUGGCCUCCACUGCCUGUCCUUCUUGAUGUUUUCUCUGGAGGCCGUGCCUAGGAAGGUGGGUCUUGGCCCAGGUGUGUGGUGUCUGCUUGGGGAGCAGAGAUGGGCUUACCCCUCUGAGAACGUGUCUCAUACAAUGCGAGCACAGAGAGCAACAGCUCAGUGAAGAGCACGGACUGGGGCAGAGACCUGCGGAUCAGCCUUGGCCAAACGAGCUCACCCUUCAGUGCCUUAGUCUUUCCAUCUGCAAAAACAGAGCAAUACGAACUUCUUUUCUCAGAUGCUUUGAGAUGGGCUCUUGGGAGAACAAGGAGCAAGAAAUCCUGGAGUUAAACAUGCUUGCCUGCUAGCGGUGUGUUCCUCUGUCAUGGCAAGAGGCACUCUGGAUGCUGUUUUCCAUGAGCACGGCAUCUACAUCAGAGAUUGUCAUUGCAAGCGUGCCAGCCUGGGGGCACAGCCACUCAUCCCUGCAUGGUAAAGUCGGCACAGGCUUCCCUUUCUGCACCCAGGUCUCUCAACUUUGGAAACACUACGGGAAUGGUGCUCAGAAUGCAGGGAGCUCAUACGAGGCUCAGUGUGAGCAGCCUUAGCAAAGCACUGGAGCAUCCAGCGCUCUCGCGUGGAAAGAGGCCAUUU